Diuraphis noxia (Russian wheat aphid) is the source of this 1087-nucleotide messenger RNA. RefSeq lists its product as uncharacterized. NCBI's taxonomy places the organism in Eukaryota, Metazoa, Arthropoda, Insecta, Hemiptera, Aphididae. The record is from RefSeq and is a predicted model, not a curated record.
AUGCCAGUGAACAAAGCCAACCAGUGUCAAAUUUAUAUAUUUAUCAUUUUAUAAUAAUUUUAAAAUUCAAAUUUCUUUUUGAAAUACGUAACAUUGACUUUAUCAAUGAAAAAAUCUAUGGUUUUAUCAGCUUAUAAACCUAGAGUAUUAAGGAAUGGUAAAAUUGUAACUUCAAAAAAAAAAAAUAUAAUUCAAAAAAAGCCUAUUUCAAAGGAAAAGAUAAACAAUAAAUUAUCUCUUCUUAAAAAAAGCUUAAAUGAUACUAGUAAUUUAAAUGUUAAAAAUAAAAAUGAAAUGAUAAUAGCUUCUAAUUAUAACCAUAUACUUGGUAACCGUAAUUUAUAUGUAAUGCUUACGAGAUUACCGCCAUCAAUAAAUAAUGGAGAUCUGUUUGAUGAUUACAAUAAUAACACCAAUAAUAAAAAUUAUACAAAAUUAGAAGAUUAUAUUCAAUUAAAUGAACUUCAAAUAUACAAUAAGCUUGAACCAAAGAUAGAAAAAUGUCAUAUGUUAGCUGCAGCAAAAGAAAAUAAACGAAUAACAUCAAACUCUUUUGGUAAUAAAGGUGAUCUAAWAGCUAAAACAUGUGAUGAUUCACUAGUUAAUCAUACUCCUGAUGUACGAAUUACACGUGGAAAAACAAUCAAGCUUCAAACAGAAGAAAGAAAACAAUUAGAUCAAAUAAUUUUUGAUAAAUUUCCUAAAAAUACAUUCAAAAUGUUUGCUAUUCAAUUAUAUGAUAUUAACGAAGAAGUAAAUUUUCUCCGAAAACUUGGAUUGAUAUGUCGUUUUAAAUGUCCUUUUACUUGUAAAAUUAAAAAAAAAACAUAGUUUAUUUAACUUUUGUGUUGUCACAAAGCUUAAUAAUCGUAUGUUAAUUUUAUUUUUAAUUUAGCUAAGUAAUUUUAAUUAUGAUGUAUAAUAGAACAAGAUUUUUAAAUGUUUAUUUCGUUAAUAAAAAUUAAUUUAAUAUUGGUUAGGUCUGGAUAAACAGCCUUUUAAGUUUAACAACUUUUACUAUUAUUUAAUCAUAUAUAAUUACUGUGUAUAAUGUAUUAAUUAAAUCAUUUGUGCUGAUGUUUAUUAU